This is a messenger RNA of Strongylocentrotus purpuratus (purple sea urchin), 17133 nucleotides long. RefSeq lists its product as uncharacterized. Gene Ontology annotation, cellular component: nucleus. The coding region runs from base 1179 to 8300 and encodes 2373 amino acids. Gene Ontology annotation, molecular function: RNA polymerase II cis-regulatory region sequence-specific DNA binding; DNA-binding transcription factor activity, RNA polymerase II-specific. The record is from RefSeq and is a predicted model, not a curated record. The transcript is spliced from 3 exons. Lineage: Eukaryota; Metazoa; Echinodermata; Echinoidea; Camarodonta; Strongylocentrotidae. Gene Ontology annotation, biological process: regulation of transcription by RNA polymerase II.
AACUCUGAAGACUUUUCAAAGCAUGAUUUGAAACUCAAUGAAACAUGCCAAAUAGGCUGCAUCUCCUUGAGGUAUUAAGUUCUCAGUGCUAGAAAAACAUGAUGUAUAAAGCAGUCUGUGCCAAGUAUGAAAUACUUCUCAAAUCUGAUGAAAUUAAUGAAAGUAGGGCAAAAGAUUGAGGGUCUUACUUAUAAAGAACUUGAGGAAGUUCUGUCUUCAAGUGGAUAUUGUAAGCAGUUUAGCACAGUUAUAAUAAUCAUCUUGAACAUAACCACAAACUUCUUGAAACUUUGGUAAAUAAUGAUGUAGAUUCAGGCUGGAGUCCUUCAAAACAUAGACUUAUAACAAUGAAUUGAUUUUGGAGGGAAAUAUGGCAAUGCUAGACUCAUUUCAAUCCCCUUUAUUUGGAUGAAAUUUAUGAUAAUGUAAGAGGGAUUAAGGUUCUUUUCAACUUUGAAUGUGAUAAGGAUCGAUUAACAAAAUUAAUCCCCUUUUAUCCAAGUUCUUAACUGGGUCUGCUUUUCAAAGACCAAGGAAAUAUGAUGAUUAGACUUCCAACUUGGUGUGUGUAUUAUUCCAGAGUGAGUCAGUAGUGUGUGGCUUGCAUGACCAAAAGCGAAUGGGGUAUCCGCGAGUGUGUAUGUGUGUAUUUGCUGUGCAGCUAAAAUGGCAACCCCCAUUGAGCAUUUCCCCAGCCAAUAUUGCAUGAAUCGCACAGACAGAGCUGAGAGUCUACAUUCAUUCGAACCAGUACACACACCACACACACACAUUCAAAGAGAGAGAUAGAAAGAGGGUGGCCUGGAUACUGAAAUAGCAUAGUGAUUGCUAAGCUCCUACAGUCAGUGGAAGAAUGGAGAGAGAAGUCUAUGGAUUGUAAUGCCGACUCUAUAAUAUAAUACCGCACCAUCGUCGUAGCAAAAAACUGGCGGAAAAUCCGGAGAGUGGAACUAUUUAUGGCCGAUCGACUGAUCUCAGAGCGAAUGGAAUAUAAGUUUUGACGCUUGGCACAAGUUUGAGAGCAAGAGGAAGUUCCCAUAUUGAGACAAGAUGAUGCUGUACCUGUAGAUGUACAUCAACAAGAUGUCAUCUCAGAUCCAUCCCUUAAUACUCAGGAAGACAAGAAACACCAGGGCAGAAGGCAUCAUGGAAAGAACAAACCCAAGUACAAGAGUGCCAUGAAAGUGAAGAUCACAGACAGGGUACGCCAAAAGAGAGAGGCCAAAGCCCAGAGAGAGAAGCAGAGCAAGCUCUCACCGGAAACUCUUGGUGCCUUGCAGGUUGAGGACAUUGUUCUGAAGCCAGAUCACGAGGAGGUUGUGGCCAAACUUGAAGACAUUGUGAAAGAACCAGUUCCAGAUGUGAUUUACAAGGACAAGUAUGAUAUCAUAAAGGAGCGAAGGGCACGCAUGUCAAAGGCCACACAGGAUCAACGGUCACUGUCGCCAAGCAAAACGACCAAAGAUAGCGUGACGACUAGUCCAAAGAAGCGACAAAGGCACUCUUCUUCAGGGAGUCAGAAGUCAGACACCAAUGUAACAGUACUGCGCAACUCAGAAAGUGGAGAGGAGGGUGCCUUGAAGCAGCAGGCUUUGGAAGCCCUGCUAGAGAUUACGGGGAAGGAGUUCACAAGCAUGAACAGUUUUGGCACGGAGCAGCAGCAAACCGUGCCCACGUUGAAGGAGGCCGUUGUAACUACUCGUACUCCUUCGGCUGUAGCGAAGCAAGAUAAAGAAGUGUUGAAGAGCGAUGAUGAUGUAUCGCGGUUAAUGCAGUUUGCAAACAAUGCGCAAAUGGUGCAAGCCGAUAGGAUAAGGAUCCAUCAACAGAAAACUGCAAAUCAAAGCAAAGAGGCUGACUUUGGACACUUCAAACUUGUGCCUCAUCGAAAGGAAAGAGGAGAUUUAGAGAGCCGCGCUAGUCAGAAGCAAGGAAAGCAUAUGUGUGAUUAUUGUGGCCGCAGGUGUUCCAAGCCUAGUGUACUGAAGAAACAUAUCCGGUCCCAUACAGGGGAACGACCGUAUCCUUGCACACCUUGUGGAAUCUCAUUCAAGACCAAAAGCAACCUCUACAAACACUGCAAAUCUCAUGCACAUGCAGCUAAAGCAGGUUCUUCAGGGACAAUCCCAGAUUUGAAGUCAUUCGACUCUGAAAACGAGAGUGGGUCAGACGAGACAGAUACAGACGAAGAGGGAAAGGAUAUUGGAGAAGAGCGGAGAGAAACUCCUGUGGAGAAUCCAACACAGAGUACCUCGUUACGGCUUGAUCAAGAGAAAAGCAUGAACAUGACACAGACCGGUGUCCAAGCCCUUAUGAAUGGGGGCCGUACUUCAAUGCCAGAUAGCCACCCUACUUUUGUGCCAUCCAGUAAGGCUCAGGCUUCUCCUAUCGCCAGUCAAACUGGGAACAGAAUGUGGGAGACCCUAUCCAAUUCUCCACAUCUUGCUGGAAACCGUAGCUCUCAGGACCUUCACAUGCUGUCGCAGCUGUCAACAGACAUUUUGAACGGCACAAAGGGAAGACAACCAAAAGAUAGAUUGCAAGGAUCUUUUCUAAAGGGUUCUGAAUCUAGACACUCUAGGCCUAGAAACAAGAUGGAAGAAGGCAUACCAUCUCCCAGGCCUACUGUAACUUCUACAAGUCAAGAAAGACCAGAUGCAUCAUCACCCAUACCAGAGAGCAACUCAACAGAUCAAAUAAUGAUCCCACUUAAGAACUUCAACAUUGUGAGAUCAGGGGGUCAUUACCACUUUCAAAUCCCAGUGGAAGGGAUUCCUGGUUUGUCGGAAGAUGUGAUUAAACAACAAUCAAUGUUUGUAGAGGAGAGCAAGGAAUCAACUAAGGAAAGGGGAGAAAAAUCACGGCCCCCGCUUAAUUCUCCCUCCACCCAAAUCAAACUGCAGCAGCACAUACAAAAACUCAUCUCCCAAAAUGAGGCAAUAGUAGAUGAUUCUGACCUGGAAUCUGUGAAACCGAGAAGACCUAGUUUUUCUUAUCGGGAGAGUAUGACUAGCACCCCACCCCAGCUACCUGCCAGCGGCGUAUUAGAUGUGCGUAAUGACUCAAAGAGUGCAGCAGAAAGUAGCAGUAUAACCAUGGAAACAGGGAGAAGGUCAGAGUUGGCUGAGCAAACUAAUUUAGACAGCAAGCAGGAAGUAAGAGGAAAUCAUGAUAGACAGCGGGAAGCACAGACCCUUAAGAGCAGCCAGUACAGCGCACAUCUGCACACGGGUCAUUCGAGGCACGGGCUCUCUUACAAGGCAGCGGAAGCAGGCAUCAAUGCAGGCCAUAAGCUGCCAACUUCCUCGCCAGUUACUCUUCAGCAGGCAGUGCCAGGGGAUAGUAAUAUAAUUAGGAAUAUACUGCUGGAGCACAAACGUACUCAGCAAGCGACACCUGCUAGCAUGCUAGGCCAGAGUUUGCCCAUGGAUCGUCAACAGUACUCACCCCUCUGGUCUCCUGCCCAGAUGCAUCUUGCACCGUGGAUGCUCAAGGAUGCUUUGCCGGGUGGUUUGAGGUAUCCUAUGCCAGUCAUGUAUCCCCAUCCAGCAAUGAUGCAGCACAUGCCCAGUGAGCACUUACCUGCAACCUCACAAAGUCAUCAAUUCAUGAAGGAAAGUGCAAAGAAUAGUCAUCAUCACUCUGAAACGGGAAAGUCUGGUCACAAACGCAAGAAGUGCAAAUCUGAGAGUGAUGCUUCUGGUUCCCAUGAUUCACACCAUUCACGUAAGAAGUCACGGAAGCAUCACGAUCAUCCAACGAUUAAAGAAGAAGAAACAAAAGGUUUGCCUGUUUCUAAUGCUGCACCCAGUCAUUCCAUGCUGCCGAUGUUUUCUCCUCCGUUUCCAGGUCCAGAUGGUAACCAAGCUGCCUCCCAACUACCUUGGCUUCAUGCUUCAUUGCCGAAGGGUACCUCAACCCCCCUUCGCUCUCCCUAUUCCCCAAAGCCCUCAGCCAAGUCACUUGAAGGACAUUUUCCUGGAGUAUCUGUCAUUCAACAUACUCCCACCACUCCACAUAUGCCAACUCAGUUCCCAUUACUACCAGGACAACAAAUGACUUCAUUUGGGCAAGAGAAAGGUGAAGGGAAGAGAGAAUCACCUGCAGGCUUAACACACUGGACCAAGGAAAUGAGAAACUUGUAUCAAGCGUCUCCUGGAAACAUGAGGAGUGACCUUCGACUUGCCAGUCCUUCAGUCCCACAUUCACCCCGUCCUGAGGGCCUACUGAAGGUUGCCCCACCUCAGUCACCCCUCACGCCGAAGACCUUUAGUCUCGCCAGUCCAAUGAUUCCUAUCCCAUCUUCAACAUUGCAGGAGAGAGGUGACCAACCAAAAGAUCUACCCAAUCUUCAACAAAUGCCAGUGAAUGAAGCCCUUGCCAGGAAGAAGAAAAGCUUCACCUUGGCUCUAGAUGACAACAGCGCCAGAGCUAGUCUUCAAAAGCGCAGGAAUCUGCCAGCUAUCCCAGGAUUGAACAUGAGUCCAGGAAGAUCUGUUCCUACAAAGAGAACUCCAAGUGAACAAACUCAUGCCUUGGACUUGACAGCAAAGAUUCAGUCCAUGGGAUCACCCAUGUCUGCUAAAAUCCCAAGGGUUGAGAUUGCUGCUCGAUCACCAGCCUACACACCAACUGAAGGGGGUAAGAAAUUUCCCAAGUCACCUAUGAAAUUUGGAGCUGGAGCUGCAGCUAGGCACAGACUUAGUCUUGAUCUAACGCAGCCUCUAACAGCAGUAGUAAAGGGUGCUUCAACUCCUGACGGAGUAAAACCAUCCCCGAAGAUUGAUCCAAGAGUGUUGCUGUCUCCUGAAGCAUUGUCUAUUGCAGAAUCUGUAAUGAGGAUGUCCCAGUCACCACUAAAAGCUAAAACGCCAAGUACACCAGUUGAUGCUGCUAGAGAACUUGGCCGGCUUGUUGCUCAUGCCUUCCAUAAUGCCGGUGGGAGCAUCAAGAGUGUUCUGACGACAUCCGAUGAAGGAAUGAUUGUUGGGCCUAUAGCUACACCUACUGCUGAAGGUAAACCACAAUCUAAAUAUUUCAUCUUGCCAUCUCCUUCUUCAUCGCAUGCUCCUAGUUUCCCAUCAAGCUCCUCACCCCGGUCUGAGAAGUCACCCUUGACCCCAACUGACACCCUAAGUCCUCAAGGAAGAACACCAUCUGGGAAAAGAGAUGCUUCCUUUGAGCUGUUCAAAGAUGAGGUUUAUAGUGAGCAAGAAUUACACGAGAGAACAGAUGAAGAUGGUGAGCCAUCAGAAGAAUCCAACAACCUGACAAGCCAGGAGCCGUCAAAACCAUCAUUAGCUGACCUCCCCACAAAAGGAGAUAAUUCUAUUGCUGAUCAAGUGUUGAAAGCUCUUACUCCAGUUUUACAGCAGGGGAAGGUUCUUACUCCAAUCAUGCAGCAAGGAAAGGAUUUUAAUCCAGUCAUGCAGCAAGGCCCACGCAAAACACCAAAGAAACUUGGGAAGGACCUAGCUGAUUGGUUUAGCAGUGUCAAAGUCAACAAGGCAGGAAGUGGACCUGCCCAGGCACCAACAUUCUUGUAUGCCAAUAUCUCAUCUAGAAUGAAAGGGGUCGCACAGGUCACAGAUUGCACCUCGAGAUGUAGCCAACCUAUGUAUGUGACGCAGGGAUCAAAUGUUAAAAUUUCCAUGUAUUCAAACUGGAGGCCAGGUGGUAACACAAAGCAUCCUCUGGGGAUCUCUUGGAGAGAACAUCUCGGGCUGUACAACUCAGGUAUGAACAAGGAAAACAUCAAAGAUGUCGUCUCCAGUAUUAGUCCGUCUGGAGGAGGUAUUCUGACCCACUCCUCAGCCUGGAACAUGUCACUAGAAAGGAUCAAGGCUGUGAGUGAGGAACUGCAGAAGCACCCAACUGGGAAACCCAUUCUUACUCCAACAGAAGCUUCAGGGGGUGCAGAAACCCCAUUAUCUUCCCAUGAAAGUGAGAUCAACAUGGAAAAACCUGUGAAAGGGAAAGAGCCAAAGAGGAUACCCAUCUUUGAAGGGGGCUUCAAGUCCAAUGAAGAAUAUGUGUAUGUCAGAGGACGUGGCAGAGGGAAGUACGUCUGCCAGGAGUGCGGAAUAAGGUGCAAGAAACCCAGUAUGCUGAAGAAGCACAUCCGCACCCAUACCGACGUGAGACCAUUUCAGUGCAGUGUUUGCAGUUUUGCAUUCAAGACAAAAGGCAAUCUGACAAAACACAUGAAAUCAAAAGCCCAUACAAAGAAAUGCUUGGAGAAUGGUAUCAAUCCUUCUGACUUGGAACAGGAGCAUGGCAUUGAUUCCAGUAUGUAUGAGGAUGGUGAUGAUCAUCAGUAUUCUGAUGCAGAUGAUAACGAAGAUACAGACUCAGCAGAUGAGGAUUCUGAGGAAGAGGAGAUGGAUGAUGGAAUGAAUGAAGAGAUGGAGAUUGAUGAUCUCCCUGAGGAACACCAAGAUGACCAUGCUGAGGGUGAUGAUGUCUUUCAUCCUGGCAGGCUCAAGAGAUCGUACAGUGAAAUCUUGAAACCUCAUGAUCUUGCAGAUUCAAAGGAUGACCUGAUGCAUGCCUCCAAGCUUACACGGUCAGAGGUUGUUUGCAAGCUCUCCCAACAUCUCACCAACAGACAACGGGCCCACAUAGGACAAGACAGGGGACAUCCUCCACUCACAAAAUCUCAGAGCCUAUCUCAUCUUCCAACUCUGAGGGAAGGGUUUGGUUACAGAAGUUCAUCCAGGAAAUCCCAGCCACCUCCUGUACUGGACAAGUAUGGACAUAUUGUCGCUAUGGAGUCCUUUGCUCCACGCACCAACCAAUAUCGACUUGCCACUGGGAAUACUUCAAUCAUGGUUCGUUCAUCUUCAACAGAGAGUACCUCAUCAGAUUGUGACCAUACUAUGAAAGAUUCUUCCUCUGUAAAACCUCCUGAUAUAGAUAUGAUAGAUGAAGAUGUAGCCCAUAGAAAGACUCCACCGUCCUCUGUUGGAAGUGAUGAAAUAUCCUCUGGUAGCGCAUCAGUUGAAUCCUCAGGUUUAAUCAAAGUAUCAAAGACCCAAGAUGAAGUAAUUACAAAAGUAUCGGCAAGGCCUCUAAGAACAGAUGAAGAUAGUGUACCUCUUCCAGGUGCUGUUCAUGUAAAACCGCAUGAGAACCUCAUCAGGAGGUAUGAAAAGCCAGACUCAAGGAUGCGCUACUAUUCACCAAGCUCCAGGUUUGAAAUGAUGCCUCCAACUGCUCCUCCUGUUAUUGAACCUGUAUCAGACGAUGAGGGAGAGGUAGGAAGCAAAAAUGGCAAUCCACAACCUGUUCCAUCAUCUAGCAUACCUUCAUCAAGCCCCUAUCAGAGGACAACGAUGGAAGCCUCAGGAAAUGCCAUCAAGCAGCUGCUCCUAGCCAAACCACCCAUGUGGCCCUCGCCUGAUGAUAAGGCUCCGCUUCAUAAUUACAUAUCACCUUUCCUCCCUCCAUCUUUUUCAAUGCACAGUGCUCCUGUGCUGUCUCCAACUCAUCUGAGCCCGUUCUCUCCUGGACCACUCCAUCGUCUAGUGUCCCCAAUGCUUCCUUCCAAGAUGUUUCAGUUACCUCCAACAAUCCUACCGAUGCACCUGCCAUCAAGUUCAGGCAUGACUAAAGUUGGUCACCAAACAGAGAAAGAAGCAGUUUCAUCUCCAGCUGCCAGUGAAGGAGAUCAUUCUGUCAUGGUCUCACCGACAUCCUCCAGCUCGUCUGAGGGUCAUAAGGAGAAGCAACCAUCUGAACACCAAGGAGAAGAGAGUAGAUGGAAAGUAGAGGAGGAUAGACUGACAAUGUCACCCACAAUGUCACCCACAGGAAACCAUGGUCACCAUCGCUGUGCCCAGUGUGGAGAGGCCUUCAACAAACCUAGUCAGCUGCGCAUACAUGCCAGAGUACAUACCACUGAAGGAACCUUCACCUGUCAUGACUGCUCUGUCUCCUUUCCCUCCAAGUACAUCUUGUCUAAACACGAGCGCUCGGAGGAACACUUCCUGCGAGUGGAAGGUGUAGAGUUGGCCACUACCACAGGUUCAGAUACCAACCCCAGGCCCUUCAAGUGCAAGGAAUGUGCCAUUGCUUUCCGCAUCCCUGGACACCUGGCCAAGCACCUGAGGUCCAAAGGCCACCUGAUGACGCUGGAACGGCAAGGAAAGCUUCCAGCCCACAAACUGGAGCUGUUGCACAUGCACCCUGAUGGUGAGGACGGUUUGUUGUUAUCUCCAAGUGAGCCAAAGGCACCUGGCAGCCCAGCAUCCUCAGAAAAAACGGACAGUGCCAGUGAAGCAGAAGAGGGUAAAUCAUGAGAUUUGCUCCAUUGGAACUCACUCAUUACUGCUGGGAUAAAACUUACCUCUACCUGAUUUUUUGCUACAAGGAAAUCUUUUUUCAUGUGGAAGCGUUGUGAUUAAAAGCAAAGUCCUUUGACUCCUUUGUAAAUUAGAUGGCAAUGGAAUGUCAUUUGUGAGCGGUCACGUAUUGAAUAUGUUAUGGAUAUCACUGUGUCAUCAUUUGAAAAAGGAAAGAACAUUGGAAAAUCAUCUUUUUUUUUGGAACAUCAACAAGCGCUCAAUUUUAUGUUGUUUGAUAAACAUAUUUCAUGGAAAUUUGUGAUAUUAUCUUCAAAGGAUUGCUAGAAGCUGUGACUUUUUGUUUUCUAAUUCACAUGGCAAGGGAGAUGCACCUCUUUUUUUCUUCUUCAUUUAAUGAUUUUAGACAAUUUUUAACUGCACCGAGAGGAAGAAUAUGCGAUCUACAAGAAAUGGAAGCAGGACAGUAGUACAUUUGCACAGUGGCUAUCAAAUUUGUGGAGUUCAAGACGGACGGCAUUCAGAGUACAGAGGAAGCACUUCAGUACGGAUAAGCUCGUGAAAUCAAGAAUGUUUUAUUUUAUUCAAAUAUACAUACCUUGCUGAAAUCGUUUAGAUAUUUUUUAACUGAUCAACCUGAGUGAAUGUGGACAUAUCAUCGUAUUAUUUUUUCCCUACUUUUUAUGUCACAGAUCAGUGUUCAUUUCAUGUUUGGAUUACAUAGAAAUUAUUUGGAAAUUAAGAAUUAGAACUAAUGAAUUUUCUGACAUUCAGAAUGACACUACAAAGUUCUUGCAAUGACUGUAUAGUGUAUACAGACAUUUUUAUUCUCAUUCAAAAGAAUUAAAACUUUUUUCUGUAAGAUAUUACUUUUAUUGAAAGUAUUAAUAGAGUGAUAUUGCAAAGAAACACACUUGUUGAUUUUAUUGUGGUAUAUAUAUAUAUAUGUAUAAGUCUCUUUCCUAUUGCCAAAUACUUUUCAAAUCUUUUGCCAGAAUCAAAGAAACUUUCCAUUGUGGUAGAAGGUGAAUGGUCGUUUUAAGCCUGUAGGCGUCUUGUGCCAACGUUAAGAGUUCUUUAUAGCGGGGUAGUGUAUAGUUAUAACGGGACCGCGUUUCACAAUGCACCGACUGACAUUGACAUUAUAUUGUAUUGACCACAUCAUAGUCAUGUGCCAAAUUUAUUGUGCUUUUUUUUCUUCUACCCCACGAUGGGAUGUGUUGAAACUAUUUCCUGAAGUUCCAAGGUUUAACAAAAUCCAUGCUGACUAAAUUCUAUGCAGCUUGAUUGUAAAAUGAUGUACAAUGUAGUUUAUAGAGGCUAAACCAAUAGUGUGAUAGCAAUAAUUAUUUGAUGCUAUUUUGACAAAGUAAACAAAUUAGUGUAUGACUUUUUUUUUUUUACUAGAACUUAUUAAAUAAGAAAUGACACAAUGCUGCUGUGUAAACCAAUAAUGUCAAUCACUACUUACAAUUCCAUGUAAAAAGAAAGAAUGAAUUAGUCAUUGCCAAGUAUUCAUGUACAGAAACAAGAAUUUGUUACCUUUUUAUGUUUGGUGUAAGGUUUGGUGUUAGUGUAAGUGUUAGAUAACCAAUGAAUUAACCUGCAAGGAUUCUUUCAUGAAUUGAUAUAUAUAUUAUAUUUUACACCAAUAUUCUUAACACUGGCAGAAGCACCUCCCAGACCUGUGUUGAAUCGUUAAGGCAGACAUGUCUUGAGUUUGGUGUAAUAGAUAGCACUGGUGUCAUGCUAACAACAAGUGUUAAAACCAACAUGAAAUCCCUAGUGUUAAAUUGAUUUAAUGUUAAUGCACAUUCGGUCAGAUUAUUGGAAUCUAUGUAACAACAAAAAAAUACUUCAUUCUCAGGUACAGGUUUAUAAUAUUAUGUGGAAAUUUUUGCACUUUUUAAAGGGAAACUUUUUUAUUGAAUGAAGCACAAAGUAAAGACCUUCUUCCAAAGAGUUUUGGAAAAUUUGCUUUAUCAGUAUAUCUUUAUUAAAACAGGAGGGAAAUUUUCUCUAUAUGUGUAUAACUGUUGAAGAUUACAACAAUACACAAGAACUUGUGGGAUUGUAUGGUCGUACACCUGAAUGUUUGCAAAACAAAAAAAAAAAAAACAAAAAUAGAAGGUUGGAACAAAAGAUGUAUACUGUACUUUCUUUGAAAAUUCUACUUACGGCAGGAUAAGUAUUGUUUGAAAUUAUUGCCUUAGAAAUCAAAAGCUAGUUGAGCAUCAUUGUAAAGAAAAAAAUGAUAUACAUAAGUAGGUAUUCAGGUGUUGUACAAUCUAGCAUUACUUUCGCGGAAAAAGUUGUGGUUUCGAAAAAGAAUUUGAUGUAAAGAGGUUUUGACAGGGUACAUGUAUAUGUAAUUCGAAUUUGAAGGGAAAAAUGAAACUUGUUCUAUGUAAAGAUAUAAAAUAUUUUCAUACAUUGUGUAGUUUUGCAUAGUCACCAAAAUCUAUAACGAGAAGUUACUAGCUCACAAACUCUGUUGCCUUAGUAUGUGUUUAGAAAGAGAAAUAGAAAUAUAUAUAUAAAUAUCUAUACAUAUAUAUUUAAAUGGCAGAAAAAUUACUCUUAACCUACCGAUGUAGUGUACUGGCCUACAUAGAGUUUCAAAACAGUAUUGGGAUCUUUAUUAGAAGUAGUUAUAUGUGAUCAAAUUUCAAAUCUAUAUAUCAAAUGAAACUAUUUUUGCACAAGGUAGAUGGCUCAGUGAUAACUGUGAAGAUGUAGAAUGGAUAAUUUGUGUACGUUAGAAAGGUCUGUUAACAUUGCUGGUUGUUUGUAGUCGAAGAAUCUGUGGUGUGGUGCUUAGCCCCUUUCAAAUGGAAUCAACUGAAUGAAGAAAAAAAACAUAGCUUAGGUGUAGAAUGUAAAAUGUUACUUUCAUCAUGUAGAUGAACCAGACAAGUCUUUACUAGUAAACUUGCAUCUUAUAGAUUGUCUUUCAAACUGUUUUGGGUUUCAAAAAAAAAAGAAAUUAUGCCUGGCUGCAGUAUUACUAUCCAAAAGUGACCAAUGUACAAGCCAAUGUGGUAUGUUCACACUCACAAAAGAUUGGGGCUAGGAACCGUAUGUACAGCAUGAUAUUUUCAAAAGCAUGUGCAGCAAUGAGAACGUACCAAGCAGUUGAAAGUGUUGAUGUUUUAUGUGGUGAGCAUAUCAGCAAAUUUUUUCAAAAAGAAGUUCUUUGCUGGCAAGUUCAAUCAUAUGCACACGGAGAAACAAUUCAUGUCAUGCAAGAGGCUGUCUGUCGUCUACGCACAUGUUAACUAUUGAUUGGGGUAAUUUUGUGACAAUGUUAUAGCUUUCUUCUUAGUGUUUUUCACAUAAAAGGUUUUGGAUAAAUAUUACAAAAAGAGUAGAAAUUAAAAACUUGACUUUAAGUGUAGAUAUUGAAGUGCAGGUAACUCAACCAACUCACAUGCAUAUUUCUCAUCCUCUCUGUCUCUAUCUCUUUCUCCCUCUGUUACCCCUUUCCCUUCCCCUUCACUCACGUGAAUGUCGUAAAUUGCGGUGAUCAUUUUCCUUUAUGAAACCUCUCUUGCCCAGCUAAUCUCACCUCAGAUCUGGAGACGCUGAUGAAAAUUAACGAUCGCGGGAUGUGAUUUUCAAGCUGUAAAGACAAGGAUUUGAACCUGUGUUUUUGGUAGUUUGAUCAUGUUUCCUGGUGGGUCAUUUUUGCUGAGGGUGGGAGAAUUAUUGUUUGAUUAAGAGAGCAGCAGGGUCAUAAUUUGGUUGUUUAUUUUUAACUUUGUUGAGAAAAUAUUGAAUGUGUGUGGCAUACCUGCAGGUUUUUCUUUUUCCACCUUCCUGAGCUGAUCAUGUGGCCACCCACCCCUCUUCAAGUUUCCUUCUUUCUCACUCUAUUAUCUUUUCUUUCACACUUUAACAAUUUCUAUCUAUCAAUGUGAACCUUCUUUUUUAACAUGGACUCCCCCUCUCUUCUCUUGGCCCCAUUUAUUUGAUUCUUUUCUUUUUUUCAUUUUUUAAACAUUUCUGUACCUUCUUGUACUACAUUCUCUCACUAUUCAUUCUCUGUUUUGUGUCUCAAAAUGUUCAUUUUCCCUCACUCUUCCAUUUUCUAUGUCCCCCCCCCCCCCCCUGCCCGCCCUUCUCUCUCCUCCCCUCUCUCUCUCUCUCUCCCACUCUCUCUUUCUAAAACUCAUUCUCCUAUUUUCACUUCAUGAAUUGCUUGCCUCUUAAACUCUUACAUCAUUUUCAAAGCUCUCCCUUCUUUUCUUUACACCAUUUUUUCAUGAACUUUUCUGCCUUGCUCUUGCUUUUCACGAGUGCUUGCUCCCUCGGGUUCUGUCCUCUCUAUACGUCUUCCCUUAUUCACUUGUUAUCUUCUUGCUCUUGUUUUUUCCUUAAUUUUAAUCUUCCUGUUGACUCUCCAAGACUCACCAACUACUUUGGGGCCUGCAGAAAAACAAAACAAAUUACAACCGAUGUCCAUAAAAAACGUUCAAAGUUCCUUUCUGCCAAGGAAAUACCCUCCAAUUUUUUUUUUUAUUUGAUUCUCCUUACUGGACAAGAGAGAUAGAUGCCCAUUUGUUGUUCGUUCUUGAAAUAGAAUGAUAAUCUUCUUGCAAGAAUUUUUGUUUCCACUUGGGGGGAAAAUGUAAUUGCCUCAUUCUCAGGAGGGGGAGAAGAAAAUUGGUCACUAAGUGAAGGGAGGAAAUGGCGUGGGCUGGCAAGGGAACUAUGACUUCUAUUUUGAGGCUGAUAAAGGGGGAUGUUGUUUUAAAAUGUUGCUUCGGAUAUCCCUACUCUUUUUUUCAUACCUUGCAUAUUUGUAUGUUCAUAUAUUUUUUACUGAAAUGACUGGCUGGCUACAUUUUAACGCUCUUAAAUCUCUUUUUGGAAACGGAAGCGUGUCAAGUCAUAUACUUGUACCGCCUUUCUGGCUCUGAGCAGCCAAAACGAUUUUGUAAUCUUUAACUUGAACAGUACCAUUUUCUCUUAAAUUGGUAUGUUUUCAGCUUUUUACUGGCAAACAGCUCUAAAAAACAAGUCACUGGUAGCUAUUUUCUAUAAUUUAAAAGGACCUUACAAUUUUUCCACUCAAUAAUAAAUUCAGUGUUGUCAUUGAUGCUUUCAAAAAAGUGAUUACAGACAACUUGUAAUGUCAUGCAGAUUUCAAUUGCCAAUGUUGACUGUUUCUUCUUUUUUUAUGAACAGAAUUUUCCUAAUUUUUAAGAACUUUUUAGAACAGAAAAGAUGGAUCCUUAUCUGCAGGUACAAAAUAAUUACUUCUUGAAGUGAUAUGUGCAUGUUUGUGACUUGUCCAGUGCUAUAUUUACAUGCAUAGCUUGUUAUUCAGGAUGUCUUGUGGGGUCUUAUCUCUUGAUUUCUUUUCAAUAUUUCGGUUGCCAACUAGAUCCAGGGUCAUAUAUCAUGUUAUCAGUCUAGAAUCUUUCUUUGGUGAAGUUUGAGGUACAGGUUUGGUUUAGUAUGAGAGGUAUCCCUAAAGUAGCUUGUUGGCAUUGAUCAAUAAAUGAUUCUCUUUUCUAAUUUCUAAUCAUAAGAAUUGUGAUAUUUGCGAUAAUGGGAAAAAUUGAAUUUGUGCCAUUUUUUUUUUCCUUAUAUUUUUCCAAAUAAAAAGUAAAAUACUUCGAUAUUUUGUUAAUCCAAUUCCAGACAAGUUUGAUUUUAGCUCUCCUCCUUCUCUUUCUGUCUUUCUUUUUUCAUUAAUGAUGAUCAUGUGAGUUGGAGAAAAAGUUGGUGAAGCAACGAUACAUAAACACUUAUUGAUUUGGUGAGAUUCUUCUGAAAGUAUAUAUGAUAUUUGUCAUGAAUGUAUGUUUAUUAUUUCAAUGAUAAAUGCACUUGGAUUGAAAAAGCCACCAGAAAAUGCUAUGUACGCUGUGUGUAUAUUCAAUAUUGCCUUAAACAAAACAAAAACUCAUCUCUGGUAAGCAAAAAAAAAUGAAGAAGAAUUAUAUCGCAGAAUGUACUUAAAGAAAGAUGUAUACAUGUAUAUAAAAAUACAAAAAAAGGUUUGAUAUUGGUUAUGGAUCACAACAAAGUUAUUGACAUUCUUAGUUUAUAGAAUUAUAUUAUUGAUUUAUGAUUCUUUUUUUGUGUGUCUUUAGACAAAAAUCCAUAUUAUUUUGAGAGCUGAUCUCAGCAGGAGAGUUGUUUCAGAAAUAGUUGGUAUCUCAUUGGCCAGAAUCUGAAUGUAUCAUCUUGUCGAAUUGCAUUGAAGGAUAUCUACCCUAACAAUGGUAAUCAUGAAAUUGAGUGGUUGCAGUUGUCGGUAAAAACCUGUUUAGUCAUGUACAAGCGAGAGGAACUGUUCUGUGCAAAUAGAAUUUUUCUUCUCCGUCUACAGUGUUGCAAAUAUUUGGUUCAAAUAUGAAAUCAUGUGAAAUUUAGGUAUCUGUUUUGUAUCAGGAUGGUAAUAAAGCAUAUCAAUGGCCGCCUGCAAGAAAGUUGUUACUGCAAUCGACAAUGCAUAGCUCUUAUGGCCUUCUUGCAGACGGCCAACAAUAUUGCCUGUUGAGAGCCAGAAGGCAUUAAUUCAAUGUCAAUGAGAUUUAUAAGUUAAUGCCCAUCUGGUGCUCAACCUAGGCUGCUCCAUUUUGAUCUCAGUCAAUUUAGUUUAAUAUUCACAAGUCAGAUAUCAGAUCAUCAUAUCUAACCUUUAGAUGUUUCUUGUGUUUGUCAAAAAGUUUCUAUUUUUAUUUUUACGCUGCUUUGUACAUUGUAUCCACCAUUGGCGAGUAUUGACUUUUGAAAUGGAUGUAAAAGCUAUCUUGUGUUGAAAAAUGUACAGUUAUAUCUCAUGGAACUUGUAUGGAGCCUGAAUUUGUGGAAGCAACUCGAAUGUCUUGAAUUGUACUAUGAAAAUAUUGGUCUGAUACGUAAUUGAUAUUAUGAAUGAAUUCCCUCUAUUAUGGGAAGGAUGGCAAAUAUAUUUGUAUGUGAAAUUAUGUGAAAAAGUAGGAUGUUUGAUCUCUUUUAAACUAAGAAUGAAUUUUUGUGCUAUUUUGAAGGUAAAGAUUUCUGCCAGUCAUGAUAUGACGUUUAGUGUAGUAGGUAAUGAGAGAAAGCUUCAAACGUAAAUAAUUUGUUUAAUGAUAUUGUUUGAAAAAGAAGGAAUUUUUUGUUUUGAUCCAGAAAAUAUUGAAAUUCAUGUUCCAGCUUGGAAGUAACAGUGUUUUAGCUUGUUUUUUGUUUUUGUUUGGUAUCAAAAGUAUACUUCAAUAAAAGCUGUUUUGUUCUUGAAAUGACAAAUUUAGUUCACUUGAAAAAAAAUCAUAUUAGUUUUUAUUAAUUUUGUCAGUGAUAGAAAGUCACAAAUGACUCUUAUUUCUGCACAAAGCAUAGAUACAUAUUAACCAUUUUUUCUUAAAUAAUACUGUUGGUACUUGGUUAGAAGCAGAAGGAUGUUUCACAAGAUUACAUGAUUAUUUUCUUUCUUUUUACUCAAUACAUAAACUAUUUUGAUAGUUCAACUUUUAUUUUUAUUUUUAAAAGCUUUGUAUUCAAUGCCUUUAAUCUCCAUUUGAAUUUCAUUUUGACAUGUAACUGAACUAUUUGCAUUAUGAGAUUUCCUGCUGAGAGCCUAAUGGCCAUUAACUUGUAUCGUUUUAAAUACAUUUUGCAUUUCUGGAUCUUAAGCAGAAAAAAUAGGAAAGGUAUUACUAGAAUACUAGUGAGCUUCCUAGCAUUAUGGUAUUAUAUUCUCACAUUUUGGGAUACCUACAGAGUAUACACCCUUAUCUUGCUCUCUUAUAGGAAUAGUAUCGUUUUAAUUUGAAAGUGAUGUUGUUAUAGUUAUUAAAAGUGAUCUACGUUCAUUUUUUUCAAAGCAUUUUCAUGUGCGUUCGUAUGUCAAAAGGCUGUGUAGAAAUUCAGAGUUUAUAUUGGCCAUUCUGUCUUGAAAGGCAAUAAGUAGAUUAUUAACUCAUUACAAUCGCGAUUUAAAUUACUCUUUAUUGCUGUGGAUAAUAUAUCAUUUUUUUAAAAGGUCAGAAAACACAAAAUGAUAAUUUAUAUCAGUGGAGUUAAUUAUUUUGAAUUAUUGUUUUGAAAUAAUGUGGCUUUUAUAUGAAAAAAUAUAGAUUUUGUGAACUGAGUGUUAGAUAUGUCCUUUUUUAUAUCACAUUUAACUAUUUUUAUUUGGGCAUAUACUCUUGAAACAGAAUUUUUUCAAAACCAUUCCAUGAUAUAUUAGUAAAUUUGUUACACUUUUUUGUUAGCCAUUUUGUGUAAUUUCUACUAUUUAAGAUAUUGGCCAUGUACUAUAUAUCAUUAUGUGUAAAAACUAUUAAUCAUUUUUCCAUUGCCAAUGAGCUCAUUUUAUGGUAGGCUUCAUUCCAGUCUGAAAUAUUUAUUUCUUUAUGUCACUUUAAAAACUUAGAUGUGCACAUGACUAUUCAAUAAGUGCAUGAGACUGAAUGUUUGACUUAGGAAAUGUAACUUUUGUCAGGUUUGGUGGUAUUAACUCAUUUUUAUUUUAUAUUUGACAGUUUUCUUUCUCACAUUUGGUUUUCCAGUACUUUUUAAAAGUGUUUUUGAUUGUGGAGGUUUUGUAGGUAAUUAACUCUUUGCCGAUCUGAGAUGUGGUAUAGAUAAAUGAGAAAUUGUGCUUUUAAAAUGCUGAACCAAAGACUAUAGCAUAAUGAAAACUUUGGUAAAGCUUAAGUACAAUUUCAUAAUUGAAUGUAUACUCUUAUGUAUAGUUGUUUUAGAUAUGUUUGUAUGUAGAUCUUUUAAGAUGACAUUAUUAUGUUGUUAUUGUAUAUAUUCUAUAUGCCCAGACUAUUGACUUUCAUUACAUUAAAUACAUUUGUGUAUAAGUCUAUCAGAAAUA